This is a messenger RNA of Lineus longissimus, 2610 nucleotides long. RefSeq lists its product as uncharacterized. Gene Ontology annotation, biological process: DNA integration. The coding region runs from base 1 to 2610 and encodes 869 amino acids. Gene Ontology annotation, molecular function: nucleic acid binding. Lineage: Eukaryota; Metazoa; Nemertea; Pilidiophora; Heteronemertea; Lineidae. The record is from RefSeq and is a predicted model, not a curated record. The transcript has a single exon.
AUGGCCAGAGUCCCCAUGAUGAUAGAUUCGGGAGCAUCCGUCAACCAAGUCGACUCCAAGACGUUCAACGUUAUUCGCCGAGCCCAACCUGGUAUAGACCCGUUGCUUCCAGCUGACACACAGGUAUUCCCCUAUGGUAGCAAGACGCCCAUACUGCUGAAAGGAAUGUUCCGAGCCACAGCACGUCACAAGUCCGAAACCAAAUGGUCGAAGUUCUACGUGACUGAAGGAGGAGGGAAUUUACUUGGUUUCAAGACCGCGUCGGAUUUAGGAAUCUUGAAGAUCGUACAUGAGGUUAAAUCGAAAACGAGGCCCAAUCCGUCCAGCUCCAAGACCCUUCCUGACUCGCUGAAGAAGUAUGAAGAACUCUUCUCCGGUGUAGGCAAGAUCAAACGUAAACCUGUGACACUUCACAUUGAUAAAGACGUCAAGCCGAAGCAGCAACCUCACCAUCGCAUACCUUUCCAUAUCCGCAAAGAUGUAGAGAAAGAGCUACAGCGUCUAGAGGAACUUGACAUUAUAGAGAAAGUCGAUGGUCCGACACCGUGGAUAAGUCGCAUAGUUACAGUCCCCAAGAAAUCAGGAGCAAUUCGCAUUUGUGUUGACAUGCGCGAGGCAAAUAAAGCGAUAAAACGUGAAAGACAUCUUAUGCCGACUCUUGAUGAUCUAGUAACGGAUUUGAACGGAUCCACUGUGUUCAGUACCCUAGAUUUGAGUAGCGCGUAUCAUCGACUAGAACUUGCAAAGGAAUCACGUUUUAUCACCACGUUCACCACCCAUCUUGGUCUUAGACGCUACAAACGUCUUUUCUUUGGGAUAAACGCCGCGUCGGAAAUCUUUCAGAACGCAAUCGCCGAAAUUCUGAGUGACAUACCGAACUGUCGAAAUAUCUCUGACGAUAUCAUUAUCCAUGGCAAAGAUAAAGCUGAACACGACAAGAGUUUGAUAGCCGUGAUGGAGAGACUGAAAGAAUACGGAAUUCGUCUCAACAUGCCCAAGUGUCACUUCUAUCAGUCAGAAGUGAAGUUCUACGGUCAUAUCUUCAAUAGCGCUGGUGUUACCGCAGAUGUGAAGAAGAUCGAAGCCAUAAGAGAUGCGCCUGCCCCGACGGACAAGAGUGGAAUACGUUCGUUACUCGGAAUGGCCCAAUACCUCUCGCGCUUCAUUCCAUGGUAUGCUAGCAUAACAGCGCCCCUUAGAGAGUUAACGCAUGAUAAGACAGAAUGGCAGUGGAACGCGGAACAUGAAAAAGCGCUAACAGACUUGAAGACUGCGCUCACCGGAGCAAAGGUCAUGUCGUACUAUGACCCGCGUAAGAAAACUGAACUCAUCGUUGACGCAGGGCCCCGCGGAUUAGGCUCGAUUCUGAUGCAAGAAGGUCGCGUUGUUUCGUACGCUAGUUGCGCGCUCACCGACGUUGAGACGAGAUACUCGCAGACAGAAAGAGAAAUGCUCGCAGUGGUCUGGGCAACAGAACACUUCCGCCUAUACUUAUACGGUUCGACUUCCCCUUUCACCGUGGUCACAGAUCAUAAACCGUUGAUCGGAAUAUUCCAAAGCCAGAAGCCGAUGUCGUUACGGAUUGAACGAUGGAGAUUACGUCUAACGCCGUAUAACUACAAGUUGGAAUAUCGACCUGGAAGGAACGAAGCCAACCCAGCCGACUUUUGCAGUCGCCAUCCUGUAGUAGGCAAUGAGCAGAACAGAGCAAACUUUGUCGAUGAUUACGUCAACUAUGUCAUUGACAAUGCGGUUCCAAAAGCCAUGCAACUCGAAGAAGUAAAAUCAGAAACCUUACGAGACCAUACCCUGCAGAAGCUUAAAGUAGCUAUCGAAACUGGCUACUGGAGACGAGAUGAAGAGUGCCUGAAGCCAUUCAAACGUUUCCAAGAUGAGCUGAUCGUUCAUAAUGGUAUCGUCCUCCGAGGGAGAAGACUGGUAAUGCCUGACCCACUGCAGAGAAGAGCCAUUGACCUUGCUCACGUUGGUCAUCAGGGCAUCGUCAAAACGAAGAUGUUGCUGAGAGAAAAAGUAUGGUUUCCGUCCAUCGACGCCAUGGUUGAAGAAUGUGUCAAGGACUGUCUGCCUUGCCAAGCUAUGUCCGGAAGAGCCAGCAAACAAGAGCCGCUACGCAUGACAAAGCUGCCGAAUGGUCCCUGGGAAGAAGUCUCUGUGGAUUUUUACGGUCCUUUGCCAGUCCCAAGCGCUGACUACCUACUCGUGAUGAUGGAUGACUACAGUCGUUACCCCGAGGUUGAAGUUAUAGCUUCUACCGCCGCAAAGACAGUCAUACCAAAGAUAGACGCCAUUAUGUCACGCCACGGAGUUGUGUCGAUUUUGAAAUCCGACAACGGACCUCCGUUCACGAGCCAUGAUUUCAAACGUUUCGCUGAAUACCUCGGUUUUCAACACCGCAGAGUGACUCCGUUAUAUCCCCAAGCUAACGGUGAAGCAGAACGUUUUUAUGAGAAACAUCACGAAGACUGUGCAAGCCGCACACAUCGAAGGCCGCAAUUGGAAGCAGGAACUACAGAAGUUUCUACGCCAGUAUCGUGCGACACCACAUUCAACAACAGGUGUCUCGCCAUUCGAAGCCCUCUAUGGUCGUAG